AUGUUUGCAAACAUCAAAUUGAAUUUAAUCACUGCACUUGCAAUCUUAUCCUACGUUGAAGCUUUAAAUCUUCCUCGUUUUAAUAAUGAAAAAGUCGUGGUUCAUCAAGAAGCUAAAAGAGCUAAUCCAAUAGGUGAUUUUAUUGGAAGUAUUUUUGGUGUAACUGAUGUUGCAACCGAGGCUACAAUUAAUGAUAGUACGGCUGUAGCUCAAACUAAUGUUGACACCAAUACUCAAAAUGCUGAUACUACUGCUGAUGAAUCAACUGGUAGAGGUAUCAUUAAAACUAGUAUAAGACCAACCACUUCUGCUGCUCCACAAGAAUCUAACACUAGAACAUCCGUCGCGGCUGAAGCUACUACUAUUGCAAGUUCAAAUAAUGAAGCCAAUACUCAAAUUGCUGGAACUUCUAGUGCUCAACAACAAGCUACCUCAAGUGUUCAACAACCACAACAAGCUACUUCUAGUGCUCAACCACAACAAGCUACUUCUAGUGCUCAACAACAAGCUACCUCAAGUGCUCAACAACCACAACAGGAAACCACCUCAAGUAUCCAACAACAACAAAGUAGUGCUCAGCAACCAGCAACUAGUGCUAACCAAGAACCAGCUACUUCGAGUGUUCAACAACCACAACAAGCAACUUCUAGUACUCAGCAACUACAAGAAGCAGCUUCAAGUAUUCAUCAACAAGAACAAGAAACUAAUAGUUCUCCUACAGCUACUCCAGUUGUUUCAAGUAUUCAACAACCAGAACAAGAGACCACUCCAUCUCCAGCAACCACUGCUGCCAUUUCAAGUGUUCAGCCAGAGCAAGAAUUGCAAGAGCAAGAAAAAGAGACUGCUUCAGCACCAGUUACUACACCAGCUACUUCAAGUGUUCAACCAGAGCAGGAAACUACUUCUUCACCAGCGACUACACCAGCUACUUCAAGUGUUCAACCAGAGCAGGAAACUACUCCUUCACCAGCGACUACACCAGCUACUUCAAGUGUUCAACCAGAGCAGGAAACUACUCCUUCACCAGCGACUACACCAGCUACUUCAAGUGUUCAACAACCUGAAGACGAAACUACUCCUUCACCAGCUACCACACCAGCUACUUCAAGUGAAACUGCAGUUCGUCCAUCUGAUACCCAGCUUGAAGACACUACAGUAUCAGCAGAAGAACCUCAACCAACCACUACACAUACUUCUUCCACCUUUUCUACUUCAUCUACUAGUGUUACUGAAAAGACAACAGUUACUUCGGGAACUACAUUGCCUGAUGUAACUAGUGAAACUACAUCUACUAGAGAUACUGCUACUGAAACUUCUCCUACUUUGGAAACUCCAAGUGUUCAAGAUGUCACUAGUCAAACUCCGGUUGAUACCAGUAGUCCAACACCAGCUACUUCUGAUGUCACUAGUCCAACACCAGCUACUUCUGAUGUCACUAGUCAAACCCCAGUUACUUCUGGUGUCACUAGUCAAACUCCGGUUGAUACCAGUAGUCCAACACCAGCUACUUCUGAUACUACUGACACAGUUACACCAGUUACUUCAGAACUUGAUACCACCACCUCUCAAGAUGCCGAAACUGUUUCUGAAAACAACACUAGUUCACCUGAUUCUAAUUUUGUUUCAAGUGUUGGUGCCGAAACAUCAUCUUCACCAUUAUUGGUUGAACCAAGUACUAGUGAAUUAACUUCAUCCAGUUCACCAACUUUCUUAUCAACCUUCCCAACUGAUACAACCACCACUCCAGAUGAUAUUUCUAAUGUGGAAGAACAGACUAGUUCUCCAAGUGAAACGGUUUUGACUCCAGAGGGUACUUCUAGUGAUGCUACCAAUGCUGGCACUUCAGUUCAAAAUGAUGCUUUGCCAUCUGAGAAUUCUCCAACUGAUUCAUCUGCUACUGUUGUUACUCCUACCGAUAGUGCAUUAGAAUCCGAUGCUACAACAAGUUCACCAACUGGUGCUUCAACCUUCCCAACUGAUGUUGCUUCUAGUGUUGAUACUAGCAGUUCUUCUCUUUCAUUGGUUUCCCCUACUGAAUCCGAAUUGGAUACCAGUGCCAGUGCUGGCGAAAGUACCUUGUCACUUGAAGGUUCUUCAGCUACCGAAGGUACUUCAGCUACUGAUGGUUUAACCCCAUCUGACACUUUUGUUGAUGCAUCUACUGUCGAUACUCAAUCAACAGGUGCUUUUGCUUCUACCUUCCCAACUAAUUCUGGUUUGGAAUCCACUCCAUCUCCUGCCACAUCUAGUUUUGAAACUGGUACUAGUUCAUCACUUUCCACAGGUUUACAAGAUACCACUGGUUCUGGUUUGGACACUGUUGCUACUACAGCUGGUUCUGAUGAUACCGUUUCUUUAGAAACCGGAAGUAAUACCACUAUUGAACCGACUGAUGUUUCAACCUUCCCAACAGAUGCUUCUACUAAUGAUUUGUCAGGAACCACCAACCCUGUGCCAACAAUCAACACCGAAACCACCGUUUCUACUGGCGAUGUAUCUGAUUUUUCACAACCAACAGUUGCCACUGAUAGCGGUACUACUACUAUUGCUACUCCAUCAGAGGAAACCAAUAUUUCUGGUGAAGAUUUAUCAACUGGUACUCUUGACACCGAUACAGCUGUCACUUCAGGUACCGAAUCACCAUUGGCUACUGGUACAGACACCUCUAUUCAAACUGGUACUUCUGUGUCUGGAACCAACUCUGCAAUCCCAACUGUUGCGACUGCAUCUGAUUCAGCACUUACUACAUCUGAUUCUGAAACAGCUACUCAAACCGGCACUUUCUCUACUGGAUCUGAUGAAACAGUUACUCCAAGUGGAACAUUGCUUACUGGAUCUGAUGAAACCGCUGCUACAAGCACCGGUUCUCAACUUUCAACUGGAACAGGCUCUGAAACUGUUAAUACUGGUUCCACCACUGAAACUGAAUCUGAGACAGCUGCUACUGGAUCUACCACUGGUACUGAAAGUGCAGUUGAAACUCAAUUAACGGAAUCUGAAGCUGCCACUUCCUCCCCAACUGGUACUUUCAGUAAUACUGAAUCUGGAGUUACUGAUACUACUGCUACAGGAACUGAAUCCGAAGCUGCUGUCACUACUGGCUCCUCUGUCACUGGUACCCAAUCUGAGGUUACUGCUACUACUGGUUCAUCUGUUACAGGAACUGAUUCUGAGGCUACUAUUGCCACUGGUACUAUUUCACAAGACGAAACCACAGGCACUACUGGUUCAUCUGUUACAGGUACCCAAUCAGAAGGUACUGCUACUACAGGUUCUUCUGUCACCGGUACUGAAUCAGAAGGUACUGUUACUACUGGUUCUUCUGUCACCGGUACUGAAUCAGAAGGUACUGCUACUACAGGUUCUUCAGCUACUGGCACUCAAUCAGAAGGUACUGCUACUACUGGUACUCAAUCACAAGCUUCUGCUACUACAGGUACUGAAUCUGAAGGCACAGCUACUACCGGCACUGCUUCACAAGAUGAAAGUACAGGUACCACUGGUACUGCCACCGCUACUGGUUCAGAAACUCAAGGUGAGACCACUGGUACAGCUACAAAUGUAUCUACUGGUGCCACUCGUACCGAAUCUGCUACUGAAACAGAUCUCAACAGUGAUGCUAGAACUACAGCCACUACUGGAUCAGAAGCUCAAGCUACAGAAAGUGGUACCAGAGCAACUACUGGAGCUACUGAAUCACAAGCCACUACUGCUGCUACUACUGAAGCUACUCAACCAACCGAAGCUACUGAAGUCACUGACACUACUCAACCAACUGAAGCUACUACUGCUUUUGAACCAUCUCCUAAUACUCCUGCUGAUACAGUCGUUACUUCUGCUCCAACUGGUACUGAAAUUACAUCUGAACCUACUGUUGUUGCUCCAACACCAUCUGCAGAGACCACUAGUGGUACUAGAAACUGGUUACCAUCUUCAUUGAUUAUUGCUGAAACACCAUCCAGUGAUCCAAGUGAAAGUUCUGCUUCUAUUGUUCAAGCAUCUGCUACCCCUGCAUCUACUUCAGGUUUACCAAGAGCCAUUACUCCAGAAACUACCACUACUCCAGGUGCUGAUUACCAAGUUAUUACUAUUGGUUUCAAGGCUGCAUUGAAUUAUCCAUUUGUUGUGGAACAUUCCAUUUCAUCAGCACAAAUUUUCCAAUACUUGCCAGGUGUUUUGAAAUAUCCAUUCAAUGGGGAUAAAGAUUUUGAAGAUGUUUCAGUUAGUAGAUUAAUUCCUUAUUCUGCUUCAAACAUUGAUUAUACCAUUACUGUUGCCGAAGUCUUUUUCCCUAAGGAGAGUGUCAAGGCCUUGAGUAGUUUGAUUACUACACCUGGAUCUUCUAUUUACAGAAACCCAGAUAGUACUUCAAGAUCAUUAGCAGCUUUGAUUGAUAGUAGAAUCCCAUUGACUGGUUUGACUUCAACUGAUCAACAAGUUUCAGGUUCCAGUUCAUCUUCUUCUAAUAGUGGAGGAUCCAACAAUCCAAAUGGUUCUAUUGAUGAUGUUGUUAACAAAGAAGUUUCCAAUAAAGGUAGAAUUGCUGGUAUUACUAUUGGUGCUGCUGCUGGUUGUGGUUUGUACAUGUCAUUGAUGAUUUUGUUGUUUAGAAAAUUUAGAAAGAACAACAGAUUAGAAUUACCACCAACCGAUUCAGAAUCUAAUUUGGGAUAUUCUGAUGAAGGUAGCUCAAUGAUGGAUUCAUCAUCUGGAUUUUCUGCUAUUUUCUCAAGAAUUAACCAUGGUGGUGUUAUGACAGGUGCUGGUGCUGCUACUGGAGGAAUUCCACCAGCAGGAGGUGCUGAAGCUAUUGGACCAGAUGGUCUUAGGCCAAAUAAUAUUUCACAACCUGUCCAGGCCUCAAACUCAUUGGGAUGGUAUCAUUAG
Messenger RNA from Candida tropicalis MYA-3404, 4887 nucleotides. RefSeq names its product Msb2p (gene MSB2). The record is from RefSeq and is a predicted model, not a curated record. The transcript has a single exon. Gene Ontology annotation, biological process: fungal-type cell wall organization; signal transduction involved in filamentous growth; cellular bud site selection. Lineage: Eukaryota; Fungi; Ascomycota; Pichiomycetes; Serinales; Debaryomycetaceae. Gene Ontology annotation, molecular function: osmosensor activity. Gene Ontology annotation, cellular component: plasma membrane; cell surface; extracellular region. The coding region runs from base 1 to 4887 and encodes 1628 amino acids.